Messenger RNA from Nannizzia gypsea CBS 118893, 1464 nucleotides. RefSeq names its product ent-kaurene oxidase. The record is from RefSeq and is a predicted model, not a curated record. Lineage: Eukaryota; Fungi; Ascomycota; Eurotiomycetes; Onygenales; Arthrodermataceae. Gene Ontology annotation, molecular function: heme binding; monooxygenase activity; oxidoreductase activity, acting on paired donors, with incorporation or reduction of molecular oxygen. Bases 1 to 1464 code for a protein of 487 amino acids. The transcript has 6 exons.
AUGCUCAUCGCCGAAGGAGACGACUAUGUGGUGACCGUCUCACUCGCAUUCAUUAUCGCGUUUGCUGUCAUCUUGUGCGGCUGGUCGUAUAGCAACACUACAGCAGAUGAGAUACCCACCAUCAACUUAUACCCUUGGGACUGGGGCCUGAAGAAGGCUCACCAGCAAUAUCUUUUGAACUCGAGAAGCCUGAUCAAAGAGGGUGCCAGAAAAUUCAAUGGGCCAUUUAGGAUUAUCACGGCCCUUGGGUCCAGAGUGAUACUUCCACCAACUUAUAUAGAAUGGCUAAAGGGCUGCCUGGACCUGGAUCACCAGGCUCUUGUUCACCAUGAAUAUUUUGCAGGAUACCCGGGCAUGGAAGGGAUUGGGAUGAUUACCGAUCCCAGACAUAUCAUUAUCGACGUCACAAAAAAGAAACUCAAUCAGAGUAGCCUAGAAUGCAAGUUGAUGCAGGAGCAUAUCAUCGAGUCGUUAGAGGAUGUCUGGGGCAAUGAUCAAGACUGGCAUACCGUUGACUGGUCCCAGAACGCAGUCAAGUUCGUUGCCCGAAUGUCCUCUGCUAUCUUCUCUGGGUCUGAUCUAUCUCGAAACCCGGAAUGGCAGAACCUCAUCAUAACAUACACCAUCAACACCUUCAUGAGCGUCAGAGCACUACGCUCAUACCCUUCUUUCCUCCACCCCCUAGCCCGCUGGCUGCUCCCCGAGUGCAGAAAAUGCCAAGCGCAGGUCCGUCAGGCACGGAAGAUACUACAUCCAAUCAUCCAGAAGCGCACAGGCUCCGAUGAUACCUUCCAGUGGCUUGUGGAUGUUGCUGCAGGACGACCGUUUGACCAAGCUGCGGCACAGCUGGCGUUUGCAGUUGCUGCAUUGCAUACCACGACUGAGCUGCUAAAGCAGACCUUGUUAGACAUAUGCAUGCAUCUAGACCUUGUGCAGCCUAUUCGGGAUGAAGUCGAGGAGGCGGUGAGCCAGCAUGGAUGGACGACAGCUGGAUUGUUCAAGAUGCAGAUCCUUGACAGUGUCAUUAAAGAGAGUCAGCGGCUGAAACCCGGUAUGCUAGUCAACCUUGAACGCAAAGCUCUUCGGGACGUCAUUCUCCCCAGCGGGAUGAAGUUAUCCAAAGGAACCAACGUCGCUGUUGAUUCUUCCGCGAUGUGGGAUCCGGAAAUCUAUCCAAACCCAGCUGUUUACGAUGGAUAUAGGUUCCUUCGGCUACGACAAGAUGGAAAUGGAGCCGCGGCUUUGGUAUCCACAAGUCAAGACCAUUUUGCAUUCGGCGUUGGGAAGCCGAUUUGUCCUGGUAGAUUUUUUGCUGCAAACGAGCUCAAAGUCGCAUUGGCAAAUAUAUUGCUAAACUACGAUGUGAAAAUAGCAGGAGACCGCGAGCCAAAGAUUGUCGAAGUAGGGUUCGAGAUGCUGUGUGAUCCGGAAGCAAAGCUGAUGGUCAAAAGAAGACCGCUGUAA